ACAAGACUGCUCCUGUCCCAGCCGCUAACAGGGAUGUCUUUGUUCAAUGAAGUUUGCACUGCUGACGUGCUGGAUACAAGGGCGUCAGCCACUUCUCUUUGCCUGUGCACAUUUCCUCCCAGUGUUCUUCCCCCGGUGGUUUCCAUAGUUCAUCACCCUGUGGGCCCCUCAGCAGCCGCUGCUCUUCCCGGCGGUGGGGGGAGCCUGGCCGUUGAGCUCGAGGCUGGAAGCAGAGCUGCAGCGAAAUUUCGGGGCUGCACCCCUCCCAGUGCCGCCAGCGCCUGCUCCCAGCCCAGCCCAGCCCCCGCCGAGAUCAGCCCCGGCUCCAGCCGCAGCUGCAGCACCCCGCAGAGCCGGGGGCACGUGCCCCCCCGCCCGGGCUACGCACAGCGGCAGGAGCUGCACACUCCCACGAGCCACGGUGACCCUACAGCUCCCUGCGAGAGGCACUGCAUCCUGGUGCACCUGUCGCUGCACGGGAUGGGCUGCUGCGCACGGACAUUGCGGCUGCAAGCGCCGCAGGAAGCUGCUGUGAAGGUGGCGCCAGGCUCCCGGCUGCUACUCCUGCUGCUGCUCGUGGGCACUGCAGCUGUGCCAGGAACCAGCGCCAUGCCGACCGUCACUCCCGCAGGCUUCCACUCCUACCAGCAUCUCUACACGGGGGUGUCAGACCCCGGCCCGGACAUGCCCGCCUUCACUGCUGAGAGCUACGUGGAUGACCAGCAAAUUCUGCACUAUGACAGCGAGACGCAGAGACAGAAGCCACGCGCAGACUGGAUACUAGGGGCCAUCGAGCCAGACUUCUGGAAGGGGGAAACCAUGUCCUUGCGGAGCUGGCAGGAUGGAUUUAAACGGAACCUGGUCACGCUGCAGCAUCGCUACAACCAGACCAGGGAGUCUCACACUCUGCAGCUCAUGUACGGCUGCGAGCUCCGUGAAGACGGCAGCACUGGAGGCUACAUGCAGUUGGGCUAUGACGGGGGAGACUUCAUCAGCUAUGACCUGGGAACGCGCACCUGGGUAGCAGCCCCCACACAGGCCCAGGUCACCCAGCGCAGCUGGAAUGAGGAUAAGGCCCUUCUUCAGAUUACCAGUACCUACCUGGAGAAGACCUGCAUCGAGUGGCUGUGGAAGUACCUGCAGUGCGGGGAGGCAGCACUGCAGCGCAAGCGUCCCAUGGCACAGGUGAGCGACAGGCCAUCCCAGGAUGGACGCACCACCCUGUCCUGCCGGGUCCACGGCUUCUACCCCAAGGACGUGGCUGUCGUUUGGCUGAAGAACGGGGAGGCGCAGACCCAGGAGACAACCCGCUCUGAGGUUUUUCCCAGCGGAGAUGGGACCUACCAGACCCGGGCCACCAUUGAGAUAGACCCCAGCAGAAACCACAAUUAUGUCUGCAGCGUGGAGCACGAGAGCCUGGGGGCAGCCCUGAGAGAGUCCUGGGACAAGGGCAGGACGGAGUCCAACUUGAUACCAGUUGUGGGCAUUGUUAUCAGUUUUGUUGCAGUGGCCUUUGGGAUCAUUGUCUGUCUCUUGUGCUUUCCUGACUCGCGAAGCCUGGGAGAGUGAAUCCUCAGAGAGCUCCCGGAUCAAUGUCUACUUCAGCACCUGAACCAAAACUAAGUGCAAGGGGCUCUGGCCUGAGGGACCCCCCAAAGGAGAUGCCUCCCCUCUCUGAGCCAGCCCUGGGAGCCUGGGUCACCCCAAUGCAGGCUGCUAUGAGGCCGAGCAUGUCUGGGGGUAAGGUGACCUGAUCCCGGCUCAGAAAAAU
This is a messenger RNA of Alligator sinensis (Chinese alligator), 1771 nucleotides long. RefSeq names its product major histocompatibility complex class I-related gene protein-like. The transcript has 10 exons. Gene Ontology annotation, biological process: immune response. Gene Ontology annotation, cellular component: external side of plasma membrane. Bases 34 to 1569 code for a protein of 511 amino acids. Lineage: Eukaryota; Metazoa; Chordata; Crocodylia; Alligatoridae. The record is from RefSeq and is a predicted model, not a curated record.